Acanthosepion pharaonis is the source of this 5040-nucleotide messenger RNA. NCBI's taxonomy places the organism in Eukaryota, Metazoa, Mollusca, Cephalopoda, Sepiida, Sepiidae. The record is from the annotation of a GenBank genome assembly.
AUGUCCAGAUUAUCAUCAUUCUUCUUCUAUUCCCUCACUUUCUAUUACAUUCUUCCUCCUCCUCCUUCUCUCACUUUCCUUAACUUUCUUCCUCCUCCCCCUUCUUCAUUCUCAUCUUCCUCUUCUAUUCCCUCACUUUCUAUUACAUUCUUCCUCCUCCCCCUCCCCUCUCAUCUUCCUCUUCUAUUCCCUCACUUUCUAUUACAUUCUUCCUCCUCCCCCUCCUCCUCCCUCUCAUCUUCCUCUUCUAUUCUCUCACUUUCCUUAACUUUCUUCCUCCUCCCCCUUCCUCUUCUAUUCCCUCACUUUCUAUUACAUUCUUCCUCCUCCCCCUCCUCUCAUCUUCCUCUUCUAUUCUUCUUUCCUUCUUUCUUCCUCCUCCCCUUCUUCUUUCUCAUCUUCUUCUUCUUUCUCCCUUCUUUCUUUAUUCUUCCUCCUCCUUCCUCUUCUUUCUCAUCUUCCUCUUCUAUUCUUCUCCUCUUCUUUCUUCCUCCUCCCUUCUUCUUCUUUCUCAUCUUCUCUUCUAUUCCCUUCUUUCUCAUUACAUUCUUCCUCCUCCCUUCCCUUUCUCAUCUUCCUCUUCUUUCUCAUCUUUUCUUCUUUCUCAUCUUCUUCUUCUUUCUCAUCUUCUCUUCUUUCUCAUCUUCUUCUUUCUCAUCUUCCUCUUCUUUCUCAUCUUCCUCUUCUAUUCCCUCACUUUCUUCAUUCUUUCUCAUCCCCUUCCCCUCUCAUCUUCUUCUUUCUUUCCUUCUUCUUCUUUCUCAUUCUUCCUUCUUUCCUCCUCUCCCUCUUCUAUUCUCAUCUUUUCUUUCUUUCUUCCUCCUCCCCUUCUUCUUUCUCAUCUUCCUCUUUCUCAUUCCCUUCUUUCUAUUACAUUCUUCUUCCUCCCCUCCUCCUCUUUCUCAUCUUCCUCUUCUUUCUCUCACUUUCCUUUCAUCUUCUUCCUCCUCCCCUUCUUCAUUCUCAUCUUCUUCUUCUAUUCCCUCUUCUUUCUCAUCUUCUUCUUCUUCCUCCAUCCUCCUCUUCUCCCUCUUCUAUUCUCUCCUUUCAAUCUUUCUUCCUCCUCUUCUUCUUCUUUCUCAUCUUCUCUUCUAUUCCUCUUCUUUCUAUUUCUUCUUCCUCCUCCUCCUCUUUCUCAUCUUCUUCUUCUAUUCUCUCACUUUCUUCUUCUUUCUCCUCUUCAUUUUCUUCUUCUUUCUCAUCUUCUUUCUUUCUCAUUCCCUCUUCUUUCUAUUACAUUCUUCUUCCUCCCCUCCUCCUCUUCUCCCUCUUCUAUUCUUUCUCAUCUUCUUCUUAACUUUCUUCCUCCUUCCCCUUCUUCAUUCUCAUCUUCCUCUUCUAUUCCCUCACUUUCUUCUUCUUUCCAUCCCCCUUCUUUCUCAUCUUCCUCUUCUAUUCCCUCUUCUUUCUAUUACAUUCUUCCUCCUCUUCUUUCUCAUCUUCUUCUUCCUCUUCUAUUCUCUCUCUUUCUCAUCUUUCUUCUUUCCUCCCCUUCUUUUCUUUCUCAUCUUCCUCUUCUAUUCUCUCAUCUUUUAUUCAUUCUCAUCUCCCUUCUUCUUUCUCAUCUUCUUCUUCUUUCCCUCUUUCUCUUCAUUCUUCCUCAUCUUCUUCUUCUUUCUCAUCUUCCUCUUCUAUUCCCUCACUUUCUAUUACAUUCUUCUCCUCCUUCUCUCUUCUUCUUCUUCUUCAUCUUCUUCUUCUUUCUCAUCUUCCUCUUCUAUUCCCUCACUUUCUAUUCAUUCUUUCCUCAUCUUCCUCUUCUUUCUCAUCUUCUUCUUUUUCUCUCUUUCCUUUCUUUCUUCCUCCUCUUCUUCUUCAUUCUCAUCUUUCUUCUUUCCCUCAUCUUUCUAUUCUUUCUUCCUCUUUCUUCUUCAUUCUCAUCUUCUUUUCUAUUCUUCUUCUUUCUAUUACAUUCUUCCUCCUCCCCCUUCUUCUUUCUCAUCUUCCUCUUUCUCAUCUUCCUUUUCUUUCUCAUUCUCCUCCUCUCAUUUCUUCUUCUUUCUUCCUCUCCCCUUCUUCAUUCUCAUCUUCCUCUUCUUUCCCUCACUUUCUUUCAUUCUUCUUCUUCCUCCUCCUCUUCUUCUUCUUUUCUAUCUUCUCUUUCUCAUCUUCUUCUUUCUCAUCUUCUUCUUCUUUCUCAUCUUCCUCUUCUAUUACAUUCUUCCUCUUUCCCCUCAUCUUCUUCUUCCUCUUCUAUUCUCUCUUUCUUCUUUCUCAUCCUCCCCUUCUUUUUCUCAUCUUCUCUUCUAUUCCCUCACUUUUCUUCAUUCUUUCCUCCUCCCCCUUCUUCAUUCUCAUCUUCCUCUUCUAUUCCCUCACUUUUCUAUUACAUUCUUCCUCCUUUCUUCAUUCUUUCUUCUUCUUCUAUUCUCUUUCUAUUCAUUCUUCUUCUCAUCUUCCUCUUCUUUUUCUCUUCUUCUUCUUUCUUCAUCUUCUUCUUAUCUCAUCUUCCUCUUCUUCCUCCUCUUCUUUCUCAUCUUCUUCCUCCUCCCCUUCUUCAUUCUCAUCUUCCUCUUUUAUUCCCUUCUUUCUAUUACAUUCUUCCUCCUCCCCUUCUUCAUUCUUCUUCCUCUUCUAUUCCAUCUUCUUUUUUCUCAUCUUCUUCUUCUUCCUCCUUCUUCUUCUUUCUCAUCUUUCUUCCUCCUCCCUUCUUCAUUCUUGCUUCUUCUUCUUUCUAUUCCCUUCUUUCUCAUCUUCUUCCUCCUCCCCUUCCUUCUUCUCAUCUUCUCUUCUAUUCCCUCUUCUUUCUUACAUUCUUCCUCCUCUUCUUCUUCUUUCAUCUUCUUCUUCUUUCUCCUCUUCUUUCUUUCUCAUUCUUCCUCCUCCUCCUUCUUCUUCUUUCUUAUCUUUCUUUCUCCUCCCCCUUCUUCUUUCUCAUCUCUUCUUUCUAUUCCCUCACUUUCUUCAUUCUUUCCCCCCCUCCUCCUCUUCCUCUUUCUAUCUUCUCACUUUCCUUCUUUCUUCCUCCUCCCCUUCUUCAUUCUCAUCUUCUUCUUCUAUUCCUUCUUCUUUCUAUUACAUUCUUCCUCCUCCUCCUUCUCUCUUCUUUCCUCUUCUUUCUUCCUCCUCCCCUUCUUCUUUCUCAUCUUCCUCUUCUAUUCCCUCUUCUUUCUAUUACAUUCUUUCCUCCUCCCCUUCCUCCUCUCAUCUUCUUCUUCUAUUCCCUCACUUUCUAUUCUUCUUUUCCUCAUCUUCUCCUCCUCUCUCUCCUCUUCUAUUCUCUCAUCUUCUUCCUCAUCUUUUUUUCCUCCUCCCCUUCUUCAUUCUCAUCUUCCUCUUCUAUUCCCUUCUUUCUAUUCUCAUCUUCUUUCUUCCCCUCCUCCUCCUCUUCUUUCUCAUUCUCUCCUUUCCUUCUUCUUCUUCCUCAUCUUCUUCUUCAUUCUCAUCUUCUUCUUCUCAUUCCCUCACUUUCUAUUACAUUCUUCCUCCUCCUUCUCUCUUUUCCUUCUUUCUUCCUCUCCCCUUCUUCUUCUCAUCUUCUUCUUUCUCAUCUUCUUCUUCUUUCUCAUCUUCUUCUUUCCCCUCCUCCUCCUCUCUCCCUCUUCUAUUCUUCUUCUUCUUUCUCAUCUUUCUUCCUUUCCCUUCUUCAUUCUCAUUCUCUUCUAUUCUUUCUCAUCUUUCUUAUUACAUUCUUCCUCCUCUUUCUCAUCUUCCCCUUUCUCAUCUUCUCUUCUAUUCCCUCACUUUCUAUUACAUUCUUCCUCCUCAUCUUCUUCUUUUCUCAUCUUUCUUCUUUUCUCUCUUCUUUUUCUUUCUUUCUUCCUCCUUCCCCUUCUUCAUUCUCAUCUUCCUCUUCUUUCUCCUCUUUCAUCUUCUUCUUCCUCCUCCCCUUCUUCAUUCUCAUCUUCCUCUUCUAUUCCCUCACUUUCUAUUACAUUCUUCCUCCUCAUCCCCUCCUCCUCUCAUCUUCCUCUUCUAUUCUCUUCCUUUCUUUUCUUCUUUUCUUCCUCCUCCCCUUCUUCAUUCUCAUCUUCCUCUUCUAUUCCCUCUUCUUUCUAUUACAUUCUUCUUCCUCCCCUUCUUCAUUCUCAUCUUCUUCUUCUCUUUCCCCUAAUCUUCUUCUUCCUCCUCCCCUUCUUCAUUCUCAUCUUCCUCUUCUAUUCCCUCACUUUCUAUUUCUUCUUUUUCCUCCUCCCCCUCCUCCUCCUCUCAUCUUCCUCUUCUAUUCCCUCACUUUCUUCAUUCUUCCUCCUCCCCCCUUCUUCAUUCUCAUCUUCCUCUUCUAUUCCCUCACUUUCUAUUCUACAUUCUUCCUCCUCCUCCUUCUUUCUCAUCUUCUUCUUUCCUCUCCUUCUUCUUCAUUCUCAUCUUCCUCUUCUAUUCCCCUCACUUUCUAUUACAUUCUUCCUCCAUCUUCCUCCUCCUCCUCUCAUCUUCCUCUUCUAUUCCCUCUUCUUUCUAUUACAUUCUUCCUCCUCCCCUUCUUCUUUCUCAUCUUCCUCUUCUAUUCCCUCACUUUCUAUCUACAUUCUUCCUCCUCCCCCUUCUUCAUUCUCAUCUUCCUCUUCUAUUCCCUCACUUUCUAUUACAUUCUUCCUCCUCCCCCUCCUCCUCCUCUCAUCUUCCUCUUCUAUUCUCUCACUUUCCUUAACUUUCUUCCUCCUCCCCCUUCUUCAUUCUCAUCUUCCUCUUCUAUUCCCUCACUUUCUAUUACAUUCUUCCUCCUCCCCCUUCUUCAUUCUCAUCUUCCUCUUCUAUUCCCUCACUUUCUAUUACAUUCUUCCUCCUCCCCCUCCUCCUCCUCUCAUCUUCCUCUUCUAUUCCCUCACUUUCUAUUACAUUCUUCCUCCUCCCCCUUCUUCAUUCUCAUCUUCCUCUUCUAUUCCCUCACUUUCUAUUACAUUCUUCCUCCUCCUCCUCCCCUCAUCUUUGUCUUCUAUUCUCUCACUUUCUUUUACAUUCUCCCUCCCUAUUUUCCUUAACUGUCUUCUACUCUUCUUUUGCACACAUCCUUAUUAUCUUCUGACACCAUCCUUUUCUAUUCUUAUUUCUUUUCCCCCUUCUUUGCUUUGUCAUUUUUCCUACUUUCUGCUUUCUUAG